Molecule: messenger RNA, 6517 nt
Organism: Haliotis rufescens (red abalone)
Lineage: Eukaryota; Metazoa; Mollusca; Gastropoda; Lepetellida; Haliotidae
Product: serine/threonine-protein phosphatase 6 regulatory ankyrin repeat subunit C-like
Exons: 6
Coding region: 1447-6165 (1572 amino acids)
Molecular function (GO): protein binding
Source: RefSeq, a predicted model, not a curated record
ACUUUCUGCCCAUGUUGGGAAUCGAAUCAUAUGAUUGUCUAUAUCUCAUGUACAAUAAAAAAAAAUCAAAAAAAUCUAGAUAAUUUCCGCCAGACACAAAUUCACGCACAAAAUGUGUUUUGUUCACACAAAAUCAUUAGGCAACAAUGAUUAUUAUGAGAAUGAGUUUUGUGUAUAAUGGAAAUAUACAAAUAUCCCUACCAAAAGUGGACUGGUAUAGAUCAAUAUUAUGUAUCGACAAAUAGAACGUUUCUCUGAAGGCCGUGCUUAUGGUAUAGAAAGUGAAUGUAAACGAACGACAUUUUCCAUGUUACAUUGUGUAGAACUAACUUUAUCUACGUGUACCUACGACGGUGCAUAUAAUUGUGUAUGUACCACACGUUAUAACAAAGAACAAAUAUAUGGAUACGCUGCAACAAGUUUUAGAAUUCAACACUUAUUGGCAAAAUAUUUAUUUCCGCGAGACAACAAAUCAGGCACAAACCUUGUUUCCACAAACUCCCUAGGCAACAAUGAGUGUUAGCUAUGGGCGCCAUUUUACUAUUUCCUCCCUACAUAUUAAUAUCACUUAAUGACUUUAGAUACUAGUAUCAAUAAAUCGAAUAUCGAAUCCGCCUCGAAGGUCGUUUGGACAAUGAAUAAGCAUGAAUUUCGCAAACGAGUCCCGUUUCAUGAGCCGAUUAUGCGGCACAGAUAAAACACGGAAACAGGUUUGUGGAAAAUGGGGCGAAGCGUUUUGUGUUUUGGCAAUUUUCGUUUACUGAUUGCGUUAGUUUGUUUUCUCGAUAUUUGUCUUCUCAGUAACUACGGGCCUAUAUAAUUUUGGUCCGUGCAGGAACAAACGGGAACCAGUCAAUGUGGAGUGUUGGCCAGAAGCUGGGUUCCAUCUCUUCAUUCAGUAAGUUGAAACAGCCUGGUUCCCCGGGUAUGCCGCGCUGGCGCUACAUAGUGUAAGCUGGGCCCCGUCUCUUAUAUCAGACUUUAUUGGCAUAGUCUAGCGCCAGCGUAGCAUACCAAGGGAACCAGGCUGUAUCUGUAAUAACAACCAAUGGAAUUAACUAUUACUAUACACUGCGGGACGAAGCUAUUAAUAGUUUUGGUAUUCCCGUUUUUCAGUUUUCUUUAAGAACAGCGAGCAAAAAGCCAGUUUAGAAACAUGAACUCACGAAAUAACUUUAAAUGGCAGUAAGAGAAGGACAAUUGAUAUGAUGGGAUCAUAUUUAGGACGGGACGGGAACUUCUUGUUGCUGUAUAUCGAGCAAGAUUCUGAAAGUGAAAGCGAAAGUAGGAUUCGCUCUACCGCGCACUGCAACGGAAGUACAGCUAGAUGUGUCAACCAGGAUGCUGUUUCAAGUACCAGUCUACCACUUCUCAACAUGCUGAAGGCUUGCAACGUAUUCCGCGACGUAGUGUUCCAUAGUGCAUGGCGAUGUGAAGAGAACUGUGAUGGCCAGUACAGAUGAAGACUGUGGACACCAUCUGGUAAUGGCAACUUCUGGUGAGCAGUCUAAAGGUCACAUGGCUACUUCUGGUGAGCAGUGUGAAGGUCAAAUGGCAACUUCUGGUGAGCAGUCUGAAGGUCACAUGGACACUUCUGAGCCUCAAGGACAUUUGGCUAUUUCUGAUGUUGACAUGGCAAGUUCAGCUGGGGAAAUCUUCACAACAGAGGAUGACUCUGGAAACAGCGUGGUCAGUUCAGACGAGGAACCUGGAGGUCACCUGGUAUUGGCUGGUUCAGCUGAGACCGAGGAGGACCUUGAGCUAGUGAGCCAGCCACCAGUGAAAAGAUUAAGAACAGGUGACCAUCCUUCAGGUGGCUUCCAGGUGGCGAACACUCUGAACAUCAUCACUGGACAGGCCGGACAAGGAACACUUGGGAGAGGUACCCUUGAUUUGCGCACAGACGAAGCGAAGAAGAUUUUUCUUCCAACUGAACCCUACAAAGACGUGAAACGAAAAUUGAAGGAAUUUGGACAUGUGACCAUCUGCGGGGCUUCGGGAGAAGGCAAGACAACGAUGGCUCUGGUGUUAGGUUCACAGUACAGAGACAAAGGCUACGAGGUCGUGUUUGUGGACAACAUUGAGAAGUUUGACUUAGACCACUGUCUUAGUAGCCACCCCAGAGUAUUUCUCAUUGUAGAUGACAUGUUUGGUACUGUUGGAUUAUCUGCGAAUACAUCACAGGUGAAAUCCUUUCUAAACAACCUUCUCCUUCAUUUAGAACAAAAGCGGAGUGCAGAGAAGCUGCAGUCAGGAAUGCAUGAAAGCAGUGAUGCUGUUGGUAAAUCCAGAAAGAAAGUGCAGAGUCAACCAGAAUUUCAAACAAAGGAUAUUCGUGUUGUCUUCACAUCAAAGUCAUACAACUUCCAUGAUGGACUUGCAAAACUGCAGUACGAGGGUUUCAAACUGUUCAAAGGUCAAACUGUAAUGGAUUUAACCACACAAGAUAAAUACUGGCUUUCUGACAAAGAGAAAAAGACAAUAUUUGAACAACAUAGGAAAGCUCUCGAUGACUGCUCCAUGCAACAUAUACCUGAUUACAGUGAACUGGAAAUCUGUUCAAAUAUCUUUGGAUUCCCUCUUAUUUGUAAACUUUGUUUUGAAUUUUCAUCUUUCUACAAAAGUGCAAAAUCAUUUUUCAAGGAACCACUGUUUUAUCUCAGGUUAGAGCUAAAGCAUUUGCUUGAAGAGAGAAAUGACCGAUCAGCCAUUCUUGUUCUGAUGCUACUGUGUGAAGACAACUUGGACCUGACCAAGUUAGACAGUGUAGGUGAGGAUAAGGAAAUGGACAGCCUGGUCAAAACUGUUUUGCAGAUGAUGUCUAAAGCUACACGUUCGGGCAUGUACAAAUCAGCUAAAGGUUUGAGAGGUACAUUCUUCACAAGAGGAGACACUGUUGGCUUUGCUCAUUCUUCAAUCUAUGAUGCUUGUGUCUGUGCCUUGUAUAAUAUCAGUCCAAUCUUUGUCUUGAAGCACUGCAGUGAUGACUUUCUGUUUGAAAGGGUACAAGGUGACAAGGUUGAAGAAACCAAAGUUGAUGAUCAUCUCCAUUUGAUAUAUGUCUCAGAGAAUUAUGAUGACCUACUUACCACAAGGUUUACACAGUCUAUUAAACAAGGACAGUUUUCAAAAUCAGUGACACAUCCAAUUCUCAAACAAGACGCCACAGUUUUCAAGCUGCUCAACAAACUUCAGUGUGAUCGGACAAAACAUCUUUGGUUUCACAAGAAAGAGAAAGGACAAUGUUUUCUGUACUGGGCAGUUCUUGGACAUAAUGCACGUCUAAUUACAGGUAUAGAACACACAACUGGAGAAGAGUUCACUCAAGGAGAAAUCAGUGAGGCCAUGGAAGGAUGUGCACAAAGCAACAAUGUGACAGCAUUGAAAUGGCUGUUCAGCAGGAGUGAGAAACAUGACCAUCAGUUGACACUGAACAGACUUUUGUUGGUAGCUGCUGAAAGUGGCAGCUCUGACAUACUAGUGUAUCUGCUGCAGGAAGGCGCUGAUAUUAACACAAGUGACAAAAACAUGCAAACCAUCUUCCAUCUUGUCUGUAAAUCAGGAAUGGAAAAAACCCUGAAAGUCCUGUUAACCAGGAAACCUGGGAAUAAUGUUAUAAACUCUGUUGAUGUGAAUGGCAGGACCCCUGUCAUGGUUGCAGCACACACAGGAUCAGAGGGAUGUUUUAAGUUACUGCAGACAACAUCAAAUUUGAAUGUGAAAGAUAAACAUGGCAGCGGAAUUAUUCAUCUUGCCUGUGGUGGUGGGAAAACUGCUAUAGUACAACAUGUCAUGUCUCCAUCUAAUAUAAAUAGUAGAGGCAGACAUGGAUGGACAGCAGCAAUGCAGGCAGCUGUCAAUGGACAUCAAAGUGUGUUUGACCUCCUUGUGUCCAACCAAGCUGACCUCACACUGGUGGAUACAGAUGGUGACAGUUUACUUCAUCUUGCCUGUCGUGGUGGGAACACUGCUAUAGUACAACAUGUCCUGUCUCCAUCUAACAUCAACAGUAGAGGCACACAUGGAUGGACAGCAGUGAUGCAGGCAGCUGUCACUGGACAUCAAAGUGUGUUUGACCUCCUUGUGUCCAACCAAGCUGACCUCACACUGGUGGAUACAGAUGGUGAUAGAUUACUUCAUCUUGCCAGUCAGGGUGGGAACACUGCUAUUGUAAAACAUGUCCUGACAACUUCUAACAUCAACAGUAGAGGGGAGUAUGGAUGGACAGCAGCAAUGAAUGCAGCUGACUAUGGACAUCAAAGUGUGUUUGACCUCCUAGUGUCCAACCAAGCUGACCUCACACUGGUGGAUACAGAUGGUAAUAGUUUACUUCAUCUUGCCUGUCAGGGUGGGAACACUGCUAUAGUACAACAUGUCCUGUCUCCAUCUAACAUCAACAGCAGAGGGAUGCAUGGACAUACACCAGUAAUGAUGGCAGCUGUCAGUGGACAUCAAAGUGUGUUUGACCUCCUAGUGUCCAACCAAGCUGACCUCACACUGAUGGAUACAUAUGGUGACAGUUUACUUCAUCUUGCCUGUGGUGGUGGUGGGAACACUGCUAUAGUAAAACAUGUCCUGUCUCCAUCUAACAUCAACAGUACAGGCAGAUAUGGAUGGACAGCAGCAAUGAAGGCAGCUGUCAAUGGACAUCAAAGUGUGUUUGACCUCCUUAUGUCCAACCAAGCUGACCUCACACUGGUGGAUACAGAUGGUGAUAGUUUACUUCAUUUUGCCAGUAAGGGUGGGAACACUGCUAUUGUAAAACAUGUCCUGACAACUUCUAACAUCAACAGUAGAGGGGAGUAUGGAUGGACAGCAGCAAUGAAUGCAGCUGACUAUGGACAUCAAAGUGUGUUUGACCUCCUAGUGUCCAACCAAGCUGACCUCACACUGAUGGAUACAUAUGGUGACAGUUUACUUCAUCUUGCCUGUCGUGGUGGGAACACUGCUAUAGUACAACAUGUCCUGUCUCCAUCUAACAUCAACAGUAGAGGCACACAUGGAUGGACAGCAGUGAUGCAGGCAGCUGUCACUGGACAUCAAAGUGUGUUUGACCUCCUAGUGUCCAACCAAGCUGACCUCACACUGGUGGAUACAGAUGGUAAUAGUUUACUUCAUCUUGCCUGUCAGGGUGGGAACACUGCUAUAGUACAACAUGUCCUGUCUCCAUCUAACAUCAACAGCAGAGGGAUGCAUGGACAUACACCAGUAAUGAUGGCAGCUGUCAGUGGACAUCAAAGUGUGUUUGACCUCCUAGUGUCCAACCAAGCUGACCUCACACUGAUGGAUACAUAUGGUGACAGUUUACUUCAUCUUGCCUGUGGUGGUGGUGGGAACACUGCUAUAGUAAAACAUGUCCUGUCUCCAUCUAACAUCAACAGUACAGGCAGAUAUGGAUGGACAGCAGCAAUGAAGGCAGCUGUCAAUGGACAUCAAAGUGUGUUUGACCUCCUUAUGUCCAACCAAGCUGACCUCACACUGGUGGAUACAGAUGGUGAUAGUUUACUUCAUUUUGCCAGUAAGGGUGGGAACACUGCUAUUGUAAAACAUGUCCUGACAACUUCUAACAUCAACAGUAGAGGGGAGUAUGGAUGGACAGCAGCAAUGAAUGCAGCUGACUAUGGACAUCAAAGUGUGUUUGACCUCCUAGUGUCCAACCAAGCUGACCUCACACUGAUGGAUACAUAUGGUGACAGUUUACUUCAUCUUGCCUGUCGUGGUGGGAACACUGCUAUAGUACAACAUGUCCUGUCUCCAUCUAACAUCAACAGUAGAGGCACACAUGGAUGGACAGCAGUGAUGCAGGCAGCUGUCACUGGACAUCAAAGUGUGUUUGACCUCCUAGUGUCCAACCAAGCUGACCUCACACUGGUGGAUACAGAUGGUGAUAGUUUACUUCAUCUUGCCUGUCAGGGUGGGAACACUGCUAUAGUACAACAUGUCCUGUCUCCAUCUAACAUCAACAGCAGAGGGAGUGAAGGAUACACACCUGUGAUGAAAGCUGUAUUCCAUGGACAUCAAGAUGUUGUUGACCUCCUUGUGCAGCACAAAGCUGACCUCACACUUCUAACAGACAGUAAUGAGGACAUUGAAUGUGUAGCUCAGAUGGGAGGACAUAUUUCAACAGUAUUGCUUAACAAUUGUGAAGUGGUUGUCAACAUUUGAACCUGUUGCCUACAUAUGCAGGUGAGCUACAGUGCUGAGGCACCAUAUUAACAGUUAAGUCAGUUUUCUCAAAUUUUCUCUGAGAGAAAAUUAUUUUUCCAUUAUUUAAUCUGAAUAUAUAAUAUGAGAGCGAGGCGGAGCUUUUCGUCUUGAAAAGACAGGAAUAUCUGUGAAAUGAUGAUUUUACAAACUUCCCAUCUUUUUCUGACACGAAGAGCUAACACUGACCAUCCAUGUAUUGCCACUCAGCUUGCAGUGUAGAAAUGUCCUAAUUUUGCUCUAGAGAAGUUUGUACAAAUAUUAUGAUUGUAAAUAUUGGCUCAGUUUGUAAUAAAAUUCAAUCAUCCUUGUA